AUGGCAAACGAUGAGGAGGUAUUGGCCUCUACAGUGCGCGAAUAUUUUCUCAAGAAUGGAGGCAGAGUGAAGCAUAACGAUCUGUUCGACCAUUUCCGCGGGCAAUUGGAUAAAUUUGACGAUGAAGGUUCGUAAUUCCCCAGCAAAUACACAAAGCUUUACCUUUUCUUUAAAAAAUACCCUUUUUUUGCCCCUUUUAUGAAGUUUGCUGUUACUUAUUUCAAUUUUUCUAUAGGGACAUCCAAGAAUCGUUUCGGGGACAUCGUCGAUUCUUUGGCUUCUUUGCAAACUAUAGAGGUUUGUCCUAUUCUGUUUUAUAUGUUUUCUUAAUGUGUAGACAUUUUGUCAACAUUGAAACGCCAAUAUGUUUAUCAGAUGGCUGGCAUAUAAAAUGUUGAUCUUAUGAUGGUAAAUUGUGAACAAAAACCGAUGACAUGACAACAUAAUUGCCCGAAAUUUGUUUAAACGGAGUGUAAAAUAUGUGAAAAUUAAUCUGUUUCGUAGUUUUAUCUGAUAUCUUUAUAUACUGUACAUAUUUUUAAGAAUAAGUAAUUAAUACCUAACUAGCUAAUUACGUACAUUUGUACAGUAUAUAAUAGCUCUACAUGUUUUAAAAGUAUCAUGUAAACUUUAAAGUUAAUUCAUAUUGUAUUCAAGGCUAAUUCUGUAAUUGUUUUGACAUGCAAAAAGGAUGUCACCUAUAUUAAAUAUUCAUAUAAAAUAUAGUUUGAUCGUGCAGAUGUCUGCUAGAUAGAAUGAUUGCUUGAAAUGCUUUGUUUUGAAUUCUAAACAAUAUUUUGUCUAGACAAAAAUUGCUGGACUUUGCCAAUUAGCCUUUUUUUGCAGACAUAUGAAACUUGUUGAAACGUAAACUUUGAACAAAUUAUACAUGAAGUUGAUAUAAAAGAAUGCUAUUCAUAUGACAAUGUACACAAGUUUAUCUGAAUACACUACAUAAAAAAGUUUAUCUUCUAUGGAUGUGCUGGACACUGAUAUCUGGCAAAAUAUAGACAUCCGGUAAGAAUCUGCCUGAUAUUUACUGGAUAGUACUGGAACUUUUAUUAUAAGCACAAAACUGUCUGUUUUGUGUUCAGAUAUUCUGAAAUACAAACAACUAGUCUACUGGACAUGUGACACAUUAAAACGAAAUUACAGUUCAGUUUUUUUGUGAUAUAAACUGCUCUCUACUGUAGAUUAUCUGACGAUCCUUGUGCCACAAACUAACUAAACAGACAAUGGACUAUUUUAUGACAAAAAGUUAGUGACGUAUUGUCCAAAUACCACCAUCAGUAUCCGGCUAUUAUUAGUCAGACUACUAUCUGGCAAAGCAGUACCCAGCACAUCCAUAUUAUCAUCACGCAUGAUCUGUUUUGCCACGUUCAAAUAGAGACAAAUUAUUAAAAGAACUAAAUUAUCUCGUUGUCUAAUAGAUCAUUGUCUUGUCUCAACUAGGGAGAAAAGUACUUUGUACUCAAGAAAGCUAGAAAUGGCACGACACCCGUAUUGUACCGAAGGUCCAUGCGGCAGGUGAACCAACGCAAGGACAAGGGAGUUUCCUUGCCGGCUUCAAUGCGAAACUUCAGAUUUUCAACAGCAGGUAUAAAAUCCCUAACAGUUGAAGGCUUUUUGUAGAUGGGAAUUUUGAGUAGAAGACUAUAUAAUAGAAUAUUUAGACCAUAGCACCAUGAGCACCUGCAUAAGUUCAACCAUGGUUGAGGCUCUCAACCAUGGCCUAUGGUGAAAUUUGACCCUUUUAAUGCAAUGUUUUGAAAGAAACUUUGUAGUAAUUGUAGUGAAGGGCAAAAUUGGAUGAGUUGUACACUGUCAUAAUUCAUUAAUACACUGAUACAUAUGUACAGUACACUACAUGCAUAUGUCACAUCAUUGACUUUGGCCCGUUCUAGGCCCUAACUUUCCAUGGGGGUUGUGGGUUAGACUGCUGCACCUCCCCAAAUUUUUUCCACUUCCCCCACUAUUUCCACCAAACUCCGGCCUUGAACUUUCCGCAACUGUUCCUAGUUAGGUCUAAAAAUUGUGUAUAAGCUUCCGCUUGAAAUUUCCUUCAGUUCUAUUGAUCGAGUGAGAUUUAAAUCUUGAUAAUUCCCCUAGAUAUGUACAAAUUCCCGUCCUGUCAAAUAACCACAAAAAUGAAGCUUAGUACUAAUAUCUCUCACAACUUGCAGAAGAUGCGUCUGGGAAUCUUGCGGUUGGAGAUAAUAAAACUCGCCCAAGCCCUGGCACUCGUGUUCGAGCAGGGUUCAGAUCUGAUUCACAUGAUAGUGGAAUGAGAAGGAAUAACAGUGAUACAUCAAUUGUUGAAAGUGGACAAACAAAUGACAGUGGAGUGGAUACUGCAGUAAGUAGUUAAGGAAGGAGCUUAAACAAGCAAUGUUUUUAUCAACACAGGCAUUAAAAUAAAAAAAAAAAAUUUAAAUAAAAGCCUGUUAAGGUUUCUGGUAGGCCCCUACCAUAACAUUAAUCAAUUUCUUUUUUAAUGUAAAUAUUUAUAUGUUAUAAUAUAUGGGCAAUAAAAGGAAAUGAAAAUUAGUUCAGGUUUCCUCCUAUAAUAACACUGGAUCAAUAAGAGAUGAUCCUUACUGGACCUCAGAGGAGAACUGUUUAGAACUGAUAGACCUAUCCAGAGUAUAAAUAAAGUUAGUUUAGUUUAGGUUUCCUCCUGCAGUAACACUGGAUCAAUAAGAGGUGACCCUUACUGGACCUCUAUGAAGAACAGUUUAGAACUGAUAGAGCUAUCCAGUACAAAUAAAGUUAGUUUAGUUUAGGUUUCGAUCCUCCUGUAAUGACACUGGAUCAAUAAGAGUUGACCUUUACUGGACCUCUAGUAAGACCAGUUAUGGACUGAUAGAGUUAUCCAGUAUAAAUAGAUUAGUUCAAUAAAUAAUCAUUAUAUUCAUGGGUUUUCAAGUAAAUUUAUUAAAUAUAAAGUUUGAAAUGAUCUUCCAGGUAUCAUCUUUGCAGUCAGAAUCACCCAGAGGCUUGAGACAAAGUUCUUUCUCCAAAAAUUCUGAAUACGAUCGAAUGUCACAGAACAGUGGAGAUACAGUAAGCAUCCUAAGAUCAUUUCUAUACGAGAAAACCAACAGUAUUUCUUUUCCAAGAUCUUAAAAGCUGCAAGCAAGUUCCGAGAAUGCUAAUUAAUAUUUUGUUAUUUUUCCAGGGAAUUAGUGUUAACGAAGAUGAUCAUUAUGGUAAGAAUUUGAAUAUAAUCAAUCUGUUCCAUUCCAUAAUUUGUUCAAUUGGCAAUAAUAAAAUUUUGUUUGUUUUUUCUGUGUAGAACACGAUGUCCCAUCUCAUGUGGUAAGUAUUGUAGGCGGGUCUUGGGGUGUGGUUAGGAGGUGUUUACCCCUCUCAGAACCUCCAGCAAUGUCAGCUCUCUCAUCUUGUAGUUUAUUAACUGUUGACUUAUUUUAUUAACAUUAAAUUUGAUCAUUUUAAACAGCUUACACCAUUUGAAAAAAGUUGGAUGAUGUCCUCCAUGACGGGAAACAAGGCUGAAAUAAUUUGUCAGCUUGAGGAAGAACGCAGCAUUGUCAAAUUUAAGGUGAUAUGAAAGAAUCCAAUGAAUUUUUUAUACAUUAUUUAUGAAUUUGGAUUUGUUACUAAUCUCUGUUUGGUUUCCUUCCAUCCCUAGGACUUCAUCAUGGGUGUAAGUGUCUAAAAAUUAUUCAAUUUUUUAAAUACUAAAAUUGUUCUUGUUUUAAUUGCUAUAAAAUAUUGAAUUUUAUUUUUUAUUCUUUUUUAUGAUUGUUCAAUCUUGUUCCUUUGUAUCUAUUAGUAUGUAAGUAUCUGCAUGUAAUAAUACUUGAAUGACAAUGUGAAUCUAUUGAUGAAAUUUUCUCUCGAUAUUUUCAACAAUCAACAUUGGUCAUAUGUGUGCCAUGUUUGUUUCAGACUGCUUUGCACUGGGCUGUCAAACAAGGAAAUGAAGAAUUAGUAAGAUUACUGGUCGAGGGAGGUGCUGACGUCAAUACUAAAUCUGUAAGUUGUAAUUAUUACAGAUAUUGUUGUCUUCUCUAUUCGUGCACUAACUCUAUUCUCGUAUUUUUUCAUCUUGUUGCUGCCAUGAUGUGUUUUGAUAUCUACAACAGAACGUAAGUAGAGAUUGUUUGUGUUUUCAAUUUAAGAUGGUGACUCAUAAAGCUUGUUCAAAUAGACCCAGCAUUGUUGGCAAUUUUUAAAUAAUGUUACAUACUGUUUCACAAAUAUUUUAUAGCACUAAUUGUCAGUUUGGAUAAAUUGGAGCUUUGCCAUUUGUAAAGGGCGUUUUGCCAUUUGUAAAGGGCGUUUUGCCAUUUGUAAAGGGAGUUCUGUAAUUUGAAUAGGGAGUUUUUCCAUUUGUAAAGGGAGUUCUGCCAUUUGAAUAGGGAGUUUUGCCUUUGGAAAGGGAGUUCUGCCAUUUGAAUAGGGAGUUUUGUCAUUUGUAAAGGGAGUUCUGUCAUUUGAAUAGGGAGUUUUGCCAUUUGGAAAGGGAGUUCUGUCAUUUGAAUAGAGAGCUUUGCCAUUUGAAAAGGGAGUUCUGCCAUUUGAAAAGGGAGUUGCCAUUUGUAAAGGGAGUUUUUCCAUUUGUAAAGGGAGUUCUGCCAUUUGAAAAGGGAGUUCUGGCAUUUGAAAACCAUGUUCUGCCAUUUGAAAAGGGAGUUCUGCCAUUUGAAAAGGGAGUUCUGCCAUUUGAAAAGGGAGGUCUGGCAUUUGAAAAGGGAGUUCUGCCAUUUGUAAAGGGAGUUCUGCCAUUUGUAAAGGGAGUUUUGCCAUUUGAAAAACGAGUUAUGGCAUUUGUAAAAGGAGUUCUGCGGGAAAAGAACUUCAUGUACGUCAGCUUACCCACGCAGUACGUCACAAAGCCCUUGGCAAUGCUUUUGGCUUAAGAGUUAAGGCCAUGGUUUUAGUGCAGUGCAAGCUGUUUUAUGUGAAGGAUUACAGUAAGGCUCUUUGUAAUGCUAUUCUGGGAAAAUAGUCACAUUUUUAGGGGUAUACUUUACUAGGCUUUGCUUUAAGCUGAAUAAUUUGACCGGCCAGAAAUUCGGUAUCAAAUCGGUACGUCCCAGCUAAAAUUGAGUUGGCCGGUCACCUUGACCUUCGGGAAAAGAACUUCAAUCUACGGCGGCUUUCCCACGCAGUACGUCACAAAGCCCUUGCCAUGCUUUUGGCUUAAGAGAUAAGGUCACCUUGAUCAGCGAGCCUCCAACCGUUAUUUUGCUCCCUGAGUACAGUGUAUAUUCAUGCACAUAUUUAAUUCAUUUGUCCAGUAUUGAUUAACAAAUACAGCUUUUGAAACUGAUUGAAUUUUUGUUUUCUUUUAAAUUUAUGUCUUUGUUUAUUGGAUGUUUUGGAAACGUUUUAGGGCGUAAGUAAUUUUUGUUCUAUACUAUAAUUUGGUACAUUACAGUAUUUGCACUCAAUUUGUUCGUUUGAACAUUCAGCAUCAACACACAAUUCCCAUUAUAGACUAAUUUUAAAACUAAGCAAGGAAAUGCAAAUAAAUCACCACAGCUAGAAAGGACAUGAGUAAAAUUGCAAAGUUUGGUUGCGAAAUGUUGUAAAAUGAGGAAGAUAUAGCCUUGCAAAGUUUGCAAAUGUUGUAUACUUUUGUAUUGCGUGAAAUUGCUACCAUUUUCGGCCCAAAUGUUCUUUCUAGUUGUGGUGAUUUAUUUGCAUCUCCUUGUUUAGUUUUAAAAUUAGUCAAAAAUGGGAAUUGUCUAUUCCUUAACAAUCUUAUUUGUUUCUCAGGGUUAUACUCCCCUUCAUCUUGCUACGAUGCAUGGCAAAGUCAAUGUAAUCAACAUACUGAUUGAUGAAUACCGUAAGUAGCGUGCAGCAAUUUUAACUACUUCUAUUUGUUGACAUACCAUUGUAUUUAUAUUUGUAAAACUCAUAAUUCAUAAAGAAAAUUUAAAACAAUUAAUGAGGUGUUGUAUCCACUGUAAAACUAAAUUAAUGUUAUUCCGAAAAAGUGCUGUAAAUAUUACUUAUUUACUGUAGACGCCAAUGUUCAUGUUCGUGAUCACAGUGGCAAAGAACCAAAGGAUGUUGUCACGAAGAAUUUAUCAGAACAGACAAAACGUAAGAAGGUUUUUAUGCUGUUAGUCUUUAAUAGUUUAAUUUAGGUUUCCUCCUGUAGUAACACUGGAUCAAUAAGAGAUGACCCUUACUGAACUUCUAGGGAGAACAGUUUAGAACUGAUAGAGAUAUCCAGUAUAAAUAAAGUUUAGUUUAAGUUUUCUCCUGUAGUAACAGUAGAUUAAUAUAAGAGAUGUUCUUAGUUCAUCUCUAAGGAGAACAGUUUUGAACAGAUGGAGCUAUCCAGUAUAAAUAAAGUUAGUUAAGUUUCAUGCAUAGCAAUAGAAAUAUAUAUAAGGAAAUUGCUUUGUAUUUUUGCAGUGAAACUCACAGAACCAGAAACUGCAAUCGGUAUGUGCAUAUAUUUUACUUUGAUUUUAAUAAUGUCACCCUGAUCGAACAUAAAACAUCGAUUGUUAUAACGUAGAUUCUGACAAAUUAAUAAUAUACUCGCGGUGGUACAUUUAGUACUGUCCAUUCAAUUAAUUUUUAAUCAAUAUCCUAUAAUGAUUCCGAUUAAUCAACAUGUUAAUUGUGAUGAUUCCGAGGAAAUUUAAUCAUUCCAAUCAAGCAAGGACGUGAUUUUAAUGAUUACAACAAUCACCGACGCAUUCACUUCGAUUUUUCACAACAAAUAAUGGCGAAUCAUUUUUCAUCGUUCGUACUUUUUAUCGUUCACGGAUUUGAAAGAUAAAUUUUGAAAUUUCGCCUUUGGCAGCACUGGCAGAAAUGACAAAGAAAUUUCCAGGAAUGAACCCACCACCAGGUAAGAAAAAAGGAAAAAGAUUUGGGAAAAUUCUGGCCAAGAAACAUCACCCUCAUUCCGAUCAUUCACACGUCGAUGGCGAGGUGCCGAGUAAGCUCCGACGAAGUUAUAGUGACGGUUCGGCGGAGUACGGUGAUAGUUUGGUUGAUGUGAUUGAGCCAGAAGAGGACAGCAAUGAUGAAAUGCUCGCAGAAGAAAAUAAUGAGGCUUCUGAGGAACGGUCUGACGACGAUUUAGUAGUAUAGAAGUUCAUACAGAAAAGAAGUUGAGAUCUUGUGAUGCUCAGCAUUCCAUUUGCCACAAAUGGCUGAAUUUUUUUUUCAAUUUUACACACAUAUUUUAAUUAUGGGAUAAUCUUAAGAAAUCAUAUUGAAUACACAAUAAAUAUUGUGCCAGGCCGUGAAUUACAGAAUCAAUGCUGGUUUACAGUAUCAAAGUUUCUGUGAUCACAGUAGGAACUUUGCAUAGAUAAAUUCUGAUUUUGAAGGAUUUGUAGGAAAUGUUUGAGGAAACUGAUUCAGUGUUUAACACAAAGUUAAUUCCCUCAAAUAUUUCUUACAAAUCCUUCAAAACUUAGAAUUUACCCAUGCAAAAUUCCUACUGUGAUCACAGAAAUUUUGAUAGUAUAAACCAUGCAGAUAUAAAAAUAAGCAAAUACAUGUACAUUUUAAUUUUUUUAAUGGCCUUCUACCGGGAAUAAUUAAAGUCAAAAUAAACAUUAGUAUAGAUCAUAUAAUAUAGUAAUAUUUUAUUAAAUUUUAUACUUUACAAAAAAAUGUACAAAAAUAUUGCAAUGUAGCAUGGGAUUAAAUUAGUUUCGGUUUCGGUAAGAACUUUCCUAAGUUUGAUAAUUUUCGUGAAUUUUUUAUUUAAGAUUCUUCCAAUGCCAGUGGCUUCAGUAAAUAUUUGGAACCGAAGGAAUCUCCGAAAAUAAAACCCAAGCUUAAAGGGGUAUGUUCAAAAUUCUAAGAUUUUUAUGACGGACCUCAUUGUCGGUCAGGUAUGUUUGGUCGAAAAUGAGAAAUACAAACCGCACAUUAGCACCGCACUCUGGAGGUUUUCUGCAUGGGGUAAUAGGAAUGUGUCUGCAGACUUCAGGUAUUCAAUUAUAAAAAACUUUAUUCGGGUAAGGCCUACUUAAGUAUUCGACAACUAUUUUUAUUCUCAGCAAUGCACAUGAGGGGAACUAUUUGGAUAAAGUAUGCCUUUAAACGAAUGCUGUCUUUGAAAUUUGCAGUUUAAAAUUUAAUGUACCCGACAAAAAUUUUCUGCUUUUUCGUAUUUCGCUUUCACAAGAUCCCAGCUAACUAUAUAGUUCUAUUUUUAAACUUGAAACGAUUGUUUUUUGAAAUGAUGGCGGAACGAACACGAAAACAUCGCUUGAGGAAGUCAUAAAAGAUUUCCACUCGAAAAAUGUUUGAAGGAAAACAACAGCAAAUUGAGAAGACCGCACCUGCUACGGAUUUGAUUAAACAGACUUCAUAUGUCAUGUGUAGGGCGCCUCGUUCCGCUUUCUCAAGAAACCAAAGAAGUUGAGGAGAUCAGAGCGGCCUGUCAUCGAACACUGGGACAGUUCGAGGCAGGAAAGGUGAGAUAUUAGAAUUUUUUUUUUAAAUAUUUUAGUUGUUGGUGGUUUGCAUAUUGACUGUUUAUCGUUAAAUGCAAACUGUGGUUUUGCUUUGUUGGUGGUUUGCAUGUUGACUGUUUAUCGUUAAAUGCAAACUGUGGUUUUGCAAAAAAAUUUAAAACAUCUAAUAUUUUCACAUGAAACUGCAAGCAUUUGCAAGUUUUAAUAACGUUAGGGUGAACUCAUUAAAAGCUUCAAAUGCUCUCGACAGACAUGCGUUGAUAUAAAUUUGUACUGUAAUAAAGUUUUGCAAAAUCUGAAUCAAAGCUUUACUUAAAGUUUAGGCAUUAAAGCCUCGUUUACACUACGCCCAAUUUUUGGUACGGCACGGAUAAAAUUGGUACCCGUACCACUUUUUUGGUUCUUGGACUACCUAUUUAGGUAGUCCAAGAACCAAAAAGUGGUACGGUACCAAAAAUUGAGCGUAGUGUAAACGGGGCUUAGCUAAAUAGGGUAGUCCAAGAACCAAAAAAGUGGUACGGGUACCAAUUUUAUCCGUGCCGUACCAAAAAUUGAGCGUAGUGUAAACGGGGCUUAAAGGUGUUUCCUAAUAUUUAUAAAACUAACUUUAGAAUACGAUAAAGUCAUAAAGUAGAAUAGAAAUUAAAAAUAGAUUUUUAAUGAUUUUAGUUUGUCGGACAUUGAAGAGUAUACCUCAACCACAACGUUAAACGACCCUACAAUUAAACCAAAGUUAAGAGCAAGUAAAAGUCUUGAUGCAGACUACUUGACAGUACGUGACUAACUUUACUACUAACUUUAAAACUAAUGUCAAAUUUAUAGCAUUUACUAAACGAUAAAUAUCACAGCCCAAAUAAUUUUUUCAACUAAGGUAAUUUUAAAACUAUUGUCAAAUUUAUAGCAUUACUAAACGAUAAAUAUCACAGCCCAAAUAAUUUUUUCAACUAAGGUAAUUUUAAAACUAUUGCCAAAUUUAUAGCAUUUAUAGCAAAUAUCUAACAUUUCUCUCUUUGUCUUUUCAUUCUUUCUGCCUUGUCAUUCCCUUAGUCUUUUCAUUUAAUCUUCCUUGUCUUUGUUUCUUGUCUUUGUUUGUUGUCUAGUGGUGAGCACCUUGCAUGGGACAUAGUCUCGUUUGUGUUUCGCCACUUUUGGCACUUUCCUCGUCUUCUUGUACAAUGUAAUUAUCCGUUUAAGUUAUGUAAAUAUUCAGUUUUUUAUGUGCCAAAUUAAAGUUGUUAAAAUAAAAAAAAAUAAAAAUAAAAAAUAAAAUAAAAAAAUAAAUUUAUAGCAUUUACUGAACGAUAAAUAUCAUAGCCUAAAAUCAUGUUUUCAACUAAGGUAUUGGCACAUUUGAAGUUGCUGCAAUCUAUGGAUAUUAAAAGUUAAAAUGUUUGCUAUAUUUUUAAACAUGUUGUGUGAUGAUUGUGGUGUUCAAACUUAAUUUAUUUUUGCUAAUGUUACUGUGGGCGUGUCCACACCCAUUCUCGUACCCAGAGCCCUUCUUACGCGCGGUGCGACGAGGGGCUCUGGCCAAAUCCAUAACCGGAUACCAUAAAAACAUGGUAAGAAAACAAUGUCCGGUGUUAGAACUAGCCAAUUAGAUGCCAGUUCGGAAUAUGGAUUUGGCCAGAGCCCCUCGUCGCACCGCGCGUAAGAAGGGCUCUGGGUACGAGAAUGGUCCACACCGAGCAAACCAAAGGUCGCGGGUUCAAUUCCCGCCGCGGUCAAGUUAUUCUUCAGCUUUUGCCCAGUGUGGAAACACUCAGAGUGAAGUCUGUUUUACACAGUAGGAAUUGGAGGGACUGUCAUGCGCCCGUAUUCUAAAAGCACACUCAAUGAGUGGAGGUUCAAUCUGAGCUUGAGUGUCAAUGCUGUUUUUGAAUAGCUGGAGGGUGAGUAGUCACAUAGUAAGGUAGGACACUAACCCUCCAGCUAUUCAAAAACUGCACUGACACUUAAGAGAAGCUCAGAUUGAACCUCCACUCAUUGAGUGUGAGUGAACUUUUAGAAUACGGGCGUUAGUUCCACUGAUUUAGUUCCCUCAAACAUUUCUUACAAAUCCUUCAAAACGUAGAAUUUAACCGUGGAAUAUUCCUACUGUGAUCACAGAAACGUUGAUAGUGUACACCAAAAUAAUGUUGUGUGUUCAAUUUGAACUACUUGCAGUGCUUUUUAUUAUAGUCUCCCUCUGUUCAUUUAGACUUGAAUCAACUCUGGAAAACGAUGAAAAAGCACUAUACAAAAUGCAGCGUAAUAACUCGGGCAGUUUGUUCCCAAUUUCUUUCUACGCUAAAAAAAGUCAAGCAGAGCAACCAGAGGAGAAACCGGACGCCGUUGACGGGGAACUGGUGACUAACCCUGAGGAUGCGCGUCAGAGACUUCUGAGCCGAAGCUAUCCUGAAAACGAAUUUCGAAAUCUUGCACGAAUCUCGGAAAGCGAACCCCAAGAGUCUAGUGAUGAACGUAGGAGUCCUUCAGUGUCCCUAUCGAACCCUGGAGCAGUUCAUAGGUCCCACUCGGAGAAUAAUCUAACGGAACAUUCACCCUUCCAAGAUGAACUUGGAUUAACAAUGGACGAAGCUACUAAUGGUAGACCUCCUUCAGUUUUUGCUGAAGACGCAUCACGUUUGAAACAGACAAUGAAGCCAUACGAUGAAGACUCGUUGAGGCUUAGGAUUGAUUCAAGUCCAGAGAAAGGGUCCCUAGAUCCAUUCAAGGGCGAGGAGUUGGCAACUUUUAUGAUUCCACCAAACAAGAAGUCAGGAGUAAGCAUUCAACAGCAUAGUAAGCCUUCAUUAAGUUCUCAACUGGGUGGUAGAUCUGUUGACUCGUCAAGUAAACUGAAUAAGGUCAAUGGAAAUCUAUCAAGUUUUGGUGAGGAAGAACAACUACCCGAAGCGCAACCUGUUCACAAUAACGAUAAAGUAAUUUCGAAAUUUAACAAUAAUUAUAAACAAGUGAGUGAAAUAUUAACCAGCUCUGAACAAAAGAACGCUGAAGUAACAGCAGAAGAACCUACGAGCCCUGUUAGACCGCCAAGAAAGAAAGAUAAGAAGUUGAAGAAAUCUCUUCACGUCGAGGGAGACAAUAUCGAACAGUUCGUUUAUGACUUUGAAACGGGAAAAGAACAAACAUUGAACUCGGUGUCUCCAACCUCAAAGCAAAAUUACGAUGGGGUUUCGUUUGCUAAAACGGCAGAUAGAAGCAAAGGGUUAGACAGUACCCUGAACAAUGAUAUUAAACUUAGCGGUCCACCAGAGAAUUGGCGGGCAGGUGAUGGUUUGCGGGCAGGUGAUGGUUUGCGGGCAGAUGAUGGUAUGCGUUCUCCUUCCAAUUACCAGGGUAAUGAAAAGCUUCUGGAACGUAAAAGUCAGUCUUCGACGUCACUGAAUGACUUUCGUCGUCAAGAUGAACAGUUUAACACAAAUUUUGAUUAUACAAAACGAAAGUCAAAAGGCCCUGUAAACCAAGACGAUUCUCGAAAUACUCGAGCACAGCCAUAUCAAGACUACACAAGACGCAAAUCUGACGGCUUUGCAAUUCACAAGGCUUACAGUGACGAAAAUAUGUUGAACACAAGAAGAAAAUCUGAAGGUUUCACCAGAGAUGAAAGGACAGGAAAUGAAGAAUUUAGGAAGCCAAGUGCAAAUUACACUAGACCUAAAUCUGAAGGUUUCACAGGAAGGACUGAAGGGUUAAGAGAUGAGCUAAGACCUGCAGGAUUCACAAACCAAAAGGAAGUAUCUCUGGACCAUCCCCGAAGGAGCUCUCAUGAGGAAAUCCUGAAGUCAGAUUUGGAAUUUGCUAGGCGUACGUCUGAAGGCUUUGUAGACCAGCAAAGGUCUGGAAGCUUCACUGAUCAGCGAAGGUUAGAUGGUUUCCAAAAAGAAGUGUCUCUUGAUCACCCCAGACGACGAACCACCAUGCAUAGCCUACCUUCUCAGACUAACCAAAAAGAAAGCCGACAUGUUUUACCGGAAGUGUUGCUGGACACCUCACGGCGUCGAGCUAGUUCUGGGUACACGAGGGGACCUAAGGAUGACCCGCUUUCACGAGAUGAUUUUCGUAGUAAUACUCAAGUGGACAAAAGGGUCCCUCCUCCCUAUCGCCCUCCUCCAGGACUGGUAAAAGAGGGUGCAUCAGCAUACGGUUCUUAUUCAGAACAAGGGAAUCGCCGUCCUCCAACGAGACCAAAUUACAGGCCACCUCCCCCACCCGUUGCUAAGGAACCACCACCUUAUCGAAAAUCGCAAGAGUUUACCCCCGCGUAUUCGUUAGGCCACCCCGCUCCUGCAUCCCCUUCAUCACGACCGAGCGAACUUUCGUUCCAUUCUUCAGAAAAUCUAUCAAACAACACCAUGUCUCAACUAAAUUACCCCCCUCGCAAUGACAUCACCCCUACAGCCCCUCCCCGUAAACACCGAACGUCUGUUUCCUCGGAAGAUGCAGCUUACCCUCCCACCGAGCUUUCUCCGACAGCCCCACCCCGCAAACAUCGAGGAUCGGUACCUUCCACAGAAGAUGUGUAUCACCCUCCUAACGAAGUCUCACCCACCGCUCCACCCCGCAAACACCGAGGCAGCGUCCGCUCAGAAGACUACCCUCCCACCGAGCUGUCCUCUACAGCCCCUCCACGUAAACAUAGAGCAUCCACCCCCAGCUCAACCGAAGAUCUACGCACAACAACAUCUAAACCAAGCUACCCUCCGCCCUCCCUACCAUCAAAUGUACCCCCAUCAGGUCCUCUCCACAAAUCUCAAGGGAGUUCGGACUAUACCUUUGGGCGUGAAGUCUCACUUGACUAUCCCAAACGACGUUCCCAGAAUUAUGAACCUGAUGUUACCGCUGUCAUACAUGCUAGCAGUUACGUCCCAACAGAAUACAAUACACACUCCAGUAACUAUCAACGGUCACAGCCCAAAGAAUAUUUCCAAUCAAAGGAAGGUAAUUUUGAAGGACAGUCCAGUAAUUAUAGGCGGUCAGAGCCCAACGAAUAUAACCCAACAGAAUACGGUAACUUUCAACCACGGUCCAGUACAUAUCGCCGGUCAGAGGGCAAUGAAUAUAACCGCUCAGAUUCCAAUUAUCCUCAAACGUCCAGUCGCCAGUACCCAUCAGACUACGGUCGCAAUUUCCCAUCAGAGUUCAGUUCUAACUUCGAACCAACUCCAGCCCGCGAUCAGGUCGACGGUUAUGAAAGUCGGUCCAUACGCCCCAGGUCAGCGGUCGAUACCACAACUCGUGACCAGUCCCCGCCUGAUGAAGUUGUUGUCGCGAGAAGUGUGACGUCAGAACCCGAGCGUUUCACGGACUAUCCUAAUGAGUUCCAGAAUGAUAGACGAGCACCUCCCGAUUAUAUCCCGAUACGAAAACCACAAGAAAUCAGUGGAGAUAAUAUCGACAGAAGGAAUCGAACUUUUGCCCAACCAAGCUACGAGAAUGAAUUUGAUACUGUUAUAAAGCCAAAAUACGAAGGUUGUACAGAAACAAAUACUGUAUUAAUGCCAAGAUAUGAAGGAUCCAACAUAUCAAGGCCAGAAAUCAAUGUUUCUAGGCCUGAAUACAACUUUGUCGAACCUGAAUACAACUUUGUCGAACCUGAAUUUAUUGUGGCAAAGCAAAUGCCGGCUCACGAAAUUGUGAGUGAAGCUGUGGCUCGAGGUAGUACAGAAGAUAUGAACACACUCCCUGGUGUUCUAGGACAAGAUAUGAAAAAUAAAUGGGUGUCAAACUCGUCUGAUGGUUCCAAUGACAGCAGUGAAAACAGAAGUAAAUAUAGAAUGACAUCUGUGAUUUGA
Messenger RNA from Paramuricea clavata, 14230 nucleotides. Lineage: Eukaryota; Metazoa; Cnidaria; Anthozoa; Malacalcyonacea; Plexauridae. The record is from the annotation of a GenBank genome assembly.